ACCCAGGGCCUGCCGGAGCAGGGCCAAGCUCAGAAACGUGGACAUGAGUCCCCAAGCCUCCCAGUCUUCACAUCCUUGUAACAGCAUCAAGGCCACAGAGGUCACAAAUGACACCAAUGUGCAGAGUGGUGACACACCCCACCCAGGGUCACCCGACGGUUCCUGGUCAUAAUCCGAGACUCCAUGAGGAAGCAGGAGAUGCGGUCAGGUGGGGAGGCCAACCAGAUCCACGGUGCCAGCUCCCCGGCUGAGCAGGUCAAGGCCCUCGUGGACUUGCUGGCUGGGAAAGGGAGUCAGCUUGAUCAGAACCUACCAGCCCCGGACAGGACGCCGGACUCCCCCCAGGUACCCCACAGCAAUGACUCUAGGAUACAGAGGCACCGGGAGGCUCUGCUGAGCAGGACAGGAAGCGGCCAGGGGCUGGGCGGCUCUUCACACCGGCUGGCUAGCCUCCUGCUGGUGGAUGGCCUGACAGACCUACAGCUAAGGGAACACGACUUCACGCAGGUAGAAGCCAUGCGUGGGGGCUGGCGCCCGGCCAGGACCAUCCCCCUUGACAGGCUCUUCCUGCCUCUGUCCCGAGUGUCCAUCCCACCCCGGAUCUCCAUCACUGUCGGCGUGGCUGGCAUGGGCAAGACCACCCUGGUGAGGCGUUUUGUGCACCUCUGGGCCCGGGGACAGGUGGGCAAGGACUUCUCGCUGGUGCUGCCCCUGACCUUCCGGGACCUCAACACCCAUGAGAAGCUUUCUGCAGACAGACUCGUCUGCUCUGCCUUCCCAACUGUCGGGGAGGCUGGACUGGCAGCCAUGGCCCCAGCCAGGGUCCUUUUGGUCUUGGAUGGCUUAGACGAGUGCAAGACACCCCUGGAUUUCUCCAACACCAUGGCCUGCACGGACCCAAAGAAGGACAUCCAAGUGGACCACCUGAUUACCAACAUCAUCCGAGGCAACCUUUUUCCAGAUGUUUCUGUGUGGAUCACCUCACGCCCUAGUGCAGCUGGGCAGAUCCCAGGAGGCCUCAUAGACAGGAUGACAGAGAUCCGGGGCUUUACCAGGGAAGAGAUCCAGGCGUGUCUGGAGCAGACCUUCCCAGAGGACCAGACCCUCCUGGGCCAGGUCCUGAGCCAGGUGCAGACAGACAGGGCCUUGUAUGUGAUGUGUACCGUCCCGGCAUUUUGCAAGCUCACUGGGGUGGCGCUGGGUCACGUGUACCGCAGCAGACUGGCACUCCACAAUGUGGGGCUGGGGCCCCCACAGACCUUGUGUGAACUCUACUCUUGGUACUUCAGGAUGGCUCUCGGCGGGGAGGGCCAGGAAAAGGGCAAGGGGAACCCACGGAUCGAGCAGGUAGCCCACAGUGCUCGCAAGGUGGUAGGGACCUUGGGUCGGCUGGCCUUCCAUGGGCUGCUCAAGAAGAAGUAUGUGUUUUAUGAGCAAGACAUGAAGGCAUUCGGUGUGGACCUCACCCUGCUGCAGGGCACCCUGUGUGGCUGCUUCCUGCAGCGGGAGGAGACACUAACCUCCUCUGUGGCCUACUGUUUCAACCACUUGUCCCUGCAGGAGUUUGUGGCAGCUACCUAUUACUACAGUGCAUCCAAGAGGGCCAUCUUUGAUCUCUUCACCGAGAGUGGCAUGUCAUGGCCCAGGCUGGGUUUCCUGGCGCAUUUCAGGAGCGCAGCCCAGCGGGCUAUGCAGGCUGAGGAUGGAAGGCUGGAUGUAUUCCUGCGCUUCCUCGCAGGCCUCUUGUCUCCACGGGUCAAUGCCCUGCUGGCCAGCUCUCUGCUACUGGCCCAAGGCGAGCACCAGGCCUACCACGCCCAGGUGGCCGAGCUCCUACAGGGGUGCCUGCACCCCAACACUGCAGUCUGUGCUCGCUCAGUCAAUAUCCUGCAUUGCCUGCAUGAGCUGCAACACACAGAGCUGGCCCGCAGCGUGGAAGAGGCUUUGCAGAACGGGGCCCUGGCCAAGCUGACUGGCCCCAAACACUGGGCUGCCUUGGCCUACCUCUUGCAAGUGUCAGACACCUGUUCCCGAGAGAUUAACCUGUCCCUGUGCCUGGGACAGGGAGUUUUCCAGAGUCUGCUGCCCCAGCUUUUCUACUGCCAGAGCCUCAGGCUGGACAAUAACCAGUUCCAGGACCCCAUGAUGGAGUUGCUGGGCAGCGUGCUGAGUGGGAAAGACUGUCGCAUUCAGAAGAUCAGCCUAGCUGAGAACCACAUCAGUAACAAAGGGGCCAAAGCUCUGGCCAGAUCUCUGCUGGUCAACAGAAGCCUGACUGCUUUGGACCUUCGCAGCAACGCCAUCGGACCACAGGGGGCCAAGGCGCUGGCGGACGCGCUGAGGAUCAACCGCAGGCUAGCCUCUCUGAGCCUCCAGAGCAACGGGAUCAGGGAUGACGGUGCCAAGUUCAUGGCUGAGGCCCUGGCCUCCAACCAGACCCUCUGUGUGCUACAUCUACAGAAGAACAGCAUUGGGCUCAUGGGAGCCCAACGGCUGGCAGAUGCCUUGAAGCAGAACAGGACUCUGAAGGAGCUCAUGCUGUCCAGUAACAGCAUUGGUGAUGGAGGUGGAAAAACCCUGGCUGAGGCGCUAAAGAUGAACCAGGUCCUGCAGAGCUUGGACCUGCAGAGUAAUUCCAUUAGUGACACGGGAGUGGCGGCGCUGAUGGGGGCCCUCUGCACCAACCAGACCCUACUCAGCCUCAACCUUCGAGAAAACUCCAUCAGCCUCGAGGGAGCCCAGACCCUGGCUCGUAUGCUCCGCAUGAACAGCACCCUGCAGCACCUGGACCUGGCAGCCAACCUCCUCCACGAUGAGGGCGCACAGGCCAUCGCAGUGGCGGUAGGGGAAAACCACGCCGUCACAUCCCUCCAUCUGCAGUGGAACUUCAUCCAGGCCGGUGCGGCCAGGGCACUGGGACAAGCUCUCCAGCUCAACGGGAGCCUGAGAAGCUUAGACUUACAGGAGAACGACAUUGGGGAUGAAGGCGCAUCUGCAGUGGCCACCGCACUCAAGGUGAACACAACCCUCACUGCUCUCUACCUCCAGAUGGCCUCCAUUGGCACCCCAGGGGCCCAAGCACUGGGGGAGGCCCUGGCUGUGAACAGGACAUUGGAGAUACUUGACUUACGAGGAAAUGCCAUCGGAAUGGCUGGAGCCAAGGCCCUGGCAGAUGCUCUGAAGAUAAACUCCAGUCUCCGAAGACUCAGUCUCCAGGAGAACUACUUGGGGAUGGAUGGAGCGAUUUAUGUGGCCACUGCACUGGCUGAGAACCACGGGCUGCAGCAAAUCAAGCACCAUCCCGUGCUUCAAGGAUGCUGCUGCCCGGCACAAAAGAAGUUCUGCCCAGAGAAAGGCAAGGCACGACCAAAGGCAGUGGCAAGCACCUCUCCUGCCCAGGGCCAGUCCAGGCAGGGUAGAGGAACACUGUUAUGGCAGAGAAGGAAAGAGGCUGCCACCACAAGACUCAGUCUAAGCUUGAAAGCUCGGUAUCGCCAGAAGAUGUUCCAGCUUAUUUAUAUCUGAGGACUUCAUGAGCCCCAACUUAAAAACAAUGAUGAUUUCUUCCCUUAUUCACUCAUGUAGAAGUUCUGAAAUGAG
Messenger RNA from Dipodomys ordii (Ord's kangaroo rat), 3600 nucleotides. It is a transcript of the gene Nlrc3, whose product is annotated as NLR family, CARD domain containing 3. Gene Ontology annotation, cellular component: cytosol. Bases 184 to 3525 code for a protein of 1113 amino acids. Gene Ontology annotation, biological process: negative regulation of canonical NF-kappaB signal transduction. The transcript is spliced from 19 exons. Gene Ontology annotation, molecular function: protein binding. NCBI's taxonomy places the organism in Eukaryota, Metazoa, Chordata, Mammalia, Rodentia, Heteromyidae. The record is from RefSeq and is a predicted model, not a curated record.